UUCCCUCCCAAAGGAGCUCAAUCGAUUCGCUGAAAUGUCGAGAAGAAAAUCGGUGGCUGCGACGCCGGAAUCCGCCACAGCUGUCCUCCGUCGAUCUGCGAGACUUAUUUCUCGGAAGAAUCAUGAUGAUUACCAGAAACUCGGGGAUGACUUGGUCGCGGGUUCGUACCCUGCUCCGACACCGACGGAGGACGAAGAAGCUUUGAGGAAAAGCCGUCAAGGUGUCGCUCGUCAAGCACCGAAGAGGUUAGUAUACGCAUUGGGUGGUGUAUUUUCCUGUGCGAAUUCGAAGAUGUCACCGGAAUCGAGUGUUUCAAUGGAGGGGCUUUGUUCUUUAAGGCGAUCUCCUAGGUUUUCAUGUAGGGGAUGUUCCAAUUCCGAAAGAGAGAAAUCUACUCGAUGUAAUUCCAGCAAGACUUCGCCUGCUUCAUCGUCUUGUAGGAUAUCGACGAUUGCGUCGAGAGCGUCUUGUGGAUUGAACAGUUCCAACGAUGGUUCCUGUAAACUGAGACGGUCUCCCAGGUAUUUGAGUGGAGGAGGUUCUGUGGCUCAAUCUUCCUUGGACAGGAAUGAUUUGGGUAAAAGGGUUUUGGGUAGAUGUAAUACUAAACCUGAAGAAGGGAGCAGUUCGAGUGAUAGUUCUUGUAAGCUGAGACGGUCACACAGGUUUUCGAGCGGGGGAGAUUCUGUGGGUCAAUUUUCUUCGGACAUGAAGAAGUUGGGAAAAAGUGUGUUUGCUAGAUGUAAUACAAAAUCUGAAAAAAGGAACGGUAAAGGUGACUUAGAUUCAAGUGAUGGAAUUUGCAUAAGGAGAAGUUGUAUACUUUCAGAGUCUAAGCAAGCAUUUGUAGCUUGUGAUGAAGGCAGAGUGAGUGUUUGCCGAAGCGAGCGGAAAAGGAGGAAAGGCGAUAGGUUACUCGCCCAGGCAAAUGAAUCGUACAGACAGGAAGAAAAUGUUUUGAGUAGCUCGAUCUUUGAGUCCACUGUAGAGAUUGCAGGUGAAGGUGAGAAGAAACGGGAAAUAGUUUUAGGCUUAAGAUCUAAUAGAGGAACUGCAAGGUCUUCUAUGCGGUCUGUGGUAAAAGCUGUCAGGGAGAAGAUGAUAAGAGGUGACAUAAUUGAUAGUAGAGGAGAAGAGGAUCAGUUGAAGUUGAAGAACAAACUUGAUGGAGAAGGUAGUUGUGGGGUCAUUCAUGGGUGGACAAAGGAGCAAGAGUUGGCUUUGCAGAAAGCUUAUUUUACAGCCAAGCCCAGCCCUAAUUUCUGGAAGAAGGUUUCCAAACUGUGCUUAUGUAAUGGUUCAGAAGUUGAAGUCGAUAACAACUUAUGCAGAACAAAUUACCUAUGGGUUUCUGAUACUGAGGUACCUGGAAAAUCUUCGCAGGAUUGUUUUGAUAAAGUGCAUUCAGACCUUAUAACCCCCCGCCAACCUCAACCACGAUCAAGGGCCAAGAAAACAAGCUUAUCACCAAUUCCACAAUUUUCGCUUUCUGCAAGCAAAUUGCUGAAACCUACAAGACCUAAGGCCAAAAUACUGGGUGUGAGGAAACAAAGCAGGAACCGUUUUGCUAAGAGAACUAUUAGACAUCUACUGGAGAAGCAAUGUCAUGUGGAUCAAGGUCAUGGGUUGGACCUGUUUUCAGUUCUCGAGCCCAGCACCAAAAGCUACGCACUUUCAACUCCUAUGCGAACAGGGGCAAGUGUUCAGAAAAUCCUAGAAAGAUCAUCUUCUGCACAUAAGAAACCAUGUUCGAGAUUCACAAGUGCAAAUACAACAACUCUCACAAGUCCUCCAGUUCUAAAGCAGAUAAAGAAUAAGGCAUUGCACGAGAAAUACAUUGAUCAGUUGCAUCUUAGGGAAGCUAAGAGAAAGACUGAGUCUGCUAGGGUGUCUGGUCAAGAAAAUAUCAAGCCUAUUGCUGCUCAGAAGAAGGAUUCAGUAAGGGCAGUCAAAGAUAACCUUAUCUUUGGUGUGAAAGAUGCAUUUGAAAAGCUUAAAGGUCUAGAAGCUGAGAUCUCAUCCAGUUCUUCAGAGCUCUGUUAUGAUCAUGGUGAAAGCGAAGAAGAAGAUGAAGCAUUCUAUCUCUAACCAACUCUCUCUGCUCUGCAUUCUGAUUUCAGGGAAAGUUGAAAAGCACGAGUACGUGGAUUAUGGACAGCGCACAAAAGUGCAGAAGAGUGCAUUGA
Messenger RNA from Tarenaya hassleriana, 2187 nucleotides. RefSeq lists its product as uncharacterized. The record is from RefSeq and is a predicted model, not a curated record. Lineage: Eukaryota; Viridiplantae; Streptophyta; Magnoliopsida; Brassicales; Cleomaceae. The transcript is spliced from 4 exons. The coding region runs from base 35 to 2089 and encodes 684 amino acids.